This is a messenger RNA of Daphnia carinata, 2979 nucleotides long. RefSeq lists its product as uncharacterized. Gene Ontology annotation, cellular component: cytoplasm. NCBI's taxonomy places the organism in Eukaryota, Metazoa, Arthropoda, Branchiopoda, Diplostraca, Daphniidae. The coding region runs from base 16 to 2802 and encodes 928 amino acids. The record is from RefSeq and is a predicted model, not a curated record. The transcript has 6 exons.
AAAAAACGGGACAACAUGCCUCAAUUGUGGAAGAGCGGCAAGCCGGCCGCGGCCGCUUCAACGUCGAGCAAUCAACAACAAGGAUCAGCGAUGAGCCCGCCAGCCAAAGGAUUUUUCAUAUGCCCGCCAAAAUUGGUUUUGGGCGAAGGGGGAGGCGAUACGCCGUCGUCGGCAUCGAGCAGCAACGGCUUUUUCAGUUUCCCAUCGUCGCCGCCAUCGUCGCCCACAUCGCCAACGCAUCACCAACAUCCCCCCAAAUACGAUCAACUCCUCAAUGAAUUACGACGCGCUCAGGAAAGGAGGGGUCGAUUGCAAAACGACGCGCCAAUGGGCGUGUCCAGUCAACCACUUGAACCGGCUGCGGCGACGGCCGCCACCGCGUCCACCGUCCUUUUGAAAAAUGCGCCGCUCGAAACAAUGCUGUUGCGCCGAACGAUAAGAUCGCCAGAGCCACCUAGCGGCACCUACGUCAAUCAUUUCAAUAGCAGCGGAGCGGCGGGAUUCGCUCAGCGUUUGGAUCCCGUUGGAUCCAAAUCGCCACGGAUGACUAACAAAGCCGCUCCGAAAAAAGUUCGAUUCCUGGAAGAUGGGACAGGCAAUUUGCAUACGAGCGUCUUUGGCGGAUCGGCUGAAUCGAUUGGCUCCCUGUUAGAUUCCCAUUCGCAAGAAUUGAAUCAAUCAGGUGGGACGGACGACAUCGACAGUUUGAUAUCGUCGCUCAUCAGUUACUCGGACGCGACCGAUCAUCGAUUGGCCGAUGAAAAAACGCAAGCAAAGACGGCCAACGGAACGGCUAAACAUCACAACAACGGGACGGACGGCCUGGAUUUUAAAGAGCUACGCACAAGCGCGCAGGAAGAGGACGCCCGCCAAAAUUUAAACGAAUCUACGACAUCAUCGUCCGGCGAUGACGGACACCAGCAGCAACAAGCGGAAAAGGCAACGUUGCAUCAGACCCGUACGGGAGUGUUGGACAACUUCCUGGACAUCUUUCGAUGCGGCAAUGCGGAGGUGGUCGAUCAGAGGCAGACGGUGGUUCACCUCGAGCCGGACGAUCCCAAUUCCGUCGAUUCGGGCAGCGUUCUUUCCGAGCUGGAUUUCGAAGAGACAUCGUCCACCAUCACCGACAUCGAUUCCAACAAGACCUUCAGUCUCCACAGCCCAGACAAUUCCGUUUCCGAUCACAGAAUCGACGAUUGGUCGCAAGUGAGCGAUCUGCUCGAGCGCAGCUUACAAGAGAUCCGGCAAAUGGAAGAAGACACCAACAAAUCGCAUCCGGUGGACAGCAAAUCGAGCGAGAAGAGCAAACGAGAGCCGCUCUACGAGCUGAUUGGCUGGAAGCGGAACCCUCCCCUCGUUCAGCUGGACUUACGCGGUUCCAAGCCAUUCCCGCUCCCAUCCACCCCAUCCGCACCGGCCCCACCGCAAGACUCAUCUCCCCCGCGAUCGCCUUCCCCCUUACCCCUGCCUCCGCCAACACCCCCACCCGUCGAAACGGACGUUUGGAUCCCUCGGCAAGAUUGGGUGCCCCCGGCUGCGCCUACACCUGCGCCGAUGGUCAAACAAGCCGAUAAAGUUUGGAUCCGCCGGCCAACGCUUUCCGUUGCCACCCAUAGUCACAACAGCAACAACAAAGAAAGUGCGCCUGUCCGGAAGAAUCCGGCGACGGAAGAGGCCAACUCCAUUUACGGCCGACUGUGGGAGACGUCCAGUUCGCCCAACAACAGCAGCCGGAGCAGCAGUUGCAGCGCGGAAGCGGAGGAAAAGCCAACAUCCAGCACGGAAGCGGAAUUAACGGCCAUCCGUUCGAUGGCUAGAAAAGCCCGACUGGAACAUUGGCGGCUAACUGGAAUGUCCAGCAGUUCGCCGGUAGAGGAAGGAACGACGCAGUUAAACAACAGCAAUCCUUCCAUCGUUAUCGAACCUUCAUCUUCAUCUCCCAGUCCGGCCUAUUUAAGUUCCCUGCCGCUAUUUAAUCAUCGCGCAAUUAAGACGGGCAUCCAGCUGACGUGGCCACCUCCGCCUUUACCGCAAUCGCCAUCGUCUUCAGCUACGGCCACUCCGGUAACGCCUACCCUUCCGCCCCUCCCAGCCACGUCGAGCGAUGGCUGCCAGCAUCUGCACGCGCCGCACGGCCCAUCGCACAACGGACACUCGCCGAAAUGUUUCGGCCAUCAACGCAUUUUCCAAUGGCCCAUUCCGGCUCUGAAACUUGCCAACAAACGGCCAAAACAAGCCGCCCAACCGCAACAGGAGAACGCGACGCAUCCAUCGGCCGGAAUGGAGCAAAAAAAAGAGACGGGCAAACCUUCGUGGAGGCCGGCAAAGCCAGCCAAUUUGGAAGAGGCUCAAGAUUGGUACUGGACGGAAGAAUUCCCUUUGGCCGCCGGCCUGGAGCCUGGCACGGGUAACAUGUCGGCCUGGUUUCACGCUGCUAUUUCACGCUGGGAAGCCGAACGAAGGCUGACCAACCAGCCGGCAGGCGCUUUCCUGGCCCGUUUGACGGAACGCCUAUGGGGCUACGCUAUUUCUGUUCGGAAUCCUUCCGGAAAUGUUUCGCAUUUCUUGAUCGACGCCGGAGAAAAACGUUGCCAUAAAAAGUACACGCUUCUUGGCUCAACCGAUCCGCCUCACAAAAGUUUACGUGAGUUGAUUCAGUACUAUGGCAAACACGCCCUGACGCCCGACGGAUCAGAGAAGUUGCUCUUCCCUUGCCCGCAAGAAAGUUCGGUCGCUUUUCCAGGGCCAGCAUCGCCCAAUAUCAAUGGCUCUUCGCCGAGCCGAUUGAUCAAAUCAACUUGAUUGGGAAACAAUUUGCCUCAAACAAAAAAAUUAUUGUUAUCUUUGCAAAGCUUUUCUUCAAAUCGUGUGGUUUUUUCUAAAGAAAAAGCUGGAUCUACCACACGUCCUACACUAUAUUCUCUUCUCCCGCGUCUCCCUCCUCCCAAACGAAAAGAAAAAGCAAAAAAAAAAAAACAA